Molecule: messenger RNA, 957 nt
Organism: Nipponia nippon (crested ibis)
Lineage: Eukaryota; Metazoa; Chordata; Aves; Pelecaniformes; Threskiornithidae
Source: RefSeq, a predicted model, not a curated record
AUGACAGCCAUUAACGUGCAUAUCCUGGUCCGCGUGGGCGUGGGCGUAUUUCGAUGCCGGCGUGGGCGUCUCUGCGCCCUGAGCUCUCCUGUUCGCAUCACAGCCCCGCGCAGGCUGUUGGCGGAACGGGAGUUGUACGGACAAGCCUCUCCACUGGGAGCACGGGCUGGCGGCCUAGCCGUUCUUCCCUCAACAGCCUUGUUGCCUGUGACCUUUCGGUCGGGGCUGCUUUUCCCUCGCUCCCGGCCCAAGGAUGAAGGGCGACGGCCGUUUCCCGCCUGUGACCGGCUGCUCGGUGCCCUGCGGCGGAUCGGGGGCUGCAGUUUUGGGGGCGAUGCCUGCGCGCCCGCCAAGCGAGGGAACAGCGUGGUGUGGCUUUAUUGGGCAGCCUGGGACGCAGACCCAGCGCUCUGGGGUCUGGCGGCAUCUCCAUCGCCAGCCAAGCAGCGAGCAAAAAUGGAUGACAUUGUGGUGGUAGCCCCAGGAACGCAAUCCUCCCGGAAUGUCAGCAAUGACCCAGAUGUCAUAAAACUGCAGGAAAUUCCAACUUUCCAGCCCCUUUUGAAAGGACUCCUCAGCGGGCAGACCUCUCCAACCAACACCAAACUGGAAAAGUUGGACCCCCAGCAGGUGCUGCAGCUCUGUCUCCGGUACCAAGAUCAUCUUCAACAGUGUGCAGAAGCGGUUGCCUUUGAUCAGAAUGCACUGGUGAAGCGGAUCAAGGAGAUGGACCUCUCUGUGGAAACUCUUUAUAGCUUCAUGCAGGAGCGCCAGAAGAAGUAUGCCAAGUAUGCAGAGCAGAUCCAGAAGGUCAACGAGAUGUCUGCCAUCCUCCGCCGUAUACAGAUGGGCAUCGACCAGACGAUCCCGCUGAUGGAGCGGCUGAACAGCAUGCUGCCGGAGAGCGAGAGGCUGGAGCCCUUCAGCAUGAAACCUGACCGGGAGCUAAAGUCUUAG